UAUUCCCUUGUCAAUUUAGUUAACUCCUUUCCAACCAAUUUCGUAGCAUCUCUGUGCUUUGUUCAUUUUGUGGCUCACUGGUAUCGUGAUUAAUCACAGUCCAAAGCUUCACGUUCCAUGGGAAAUCACGAUGCAACAUACUCAGAUCAUUUCACGUAUGAUGUUUUUCUUCUGAGUUUUUCAGAAAAAGAAAGCUGCGUUUUUACUGAUUAUCUCUACCAAGCUUUGCUCGAUGAUGGAAUCAAAACUAUCAGAUACAAUGACAAAACACACUCUCUUGUUGAGAAGACAAUUGAGGAAUCCAGAUUGUCAAUGGUGGUGUUGUGCGAAAACUACGCGUAUUCCCCUACGUGUCUCGAUGUACUUGUCAAUAUUAUUGAGUGUUAUGAUGCCAAAGCGAAACAGGUUUCAGUCAUUUUUUACAAAGUGGAGCCAUCGGAUGUUUGGCUUCAGGAAAAUUCUUAUGCAGCAGCUAUGAUUGAACAUGAAAAGAAUUUUGGUCAUGACUUGGACAGGGUGAAAACAUGGAGGUCAGCCCUGUCUAGAAUCAAAGACCUUAGUGGAGAAUACUGCACGGACGACAAGUAUGAAUCUGGCUUCAUCAAGAUGAUUGUUAAGGCCACCUCUGCUAAAUUGCCUCCUCCUCCCGUGCCUUUAGAAAUGAAGCACCUAGUGGGACUUGAUUCUCGAUUUGAAGAGGUGAGAUCACUUUUAGAUAUUGAAUCCAAUGACGCUGUUUGCAUGUUGGGAAUUCAUGGAGAUGCUGGAAUAGGCAAAACCACACUUGCCGCAUAUUUGUAUAACAAGAUCAGGCAUCAAUUUGAAGCUGCCAGUUUUCUUUCUAAUAUAAGAGAAAAAUCAAACAAUGGUAACAUCACUAAUACUCUGGAAGAUCUUCAAAAGACACUUCUAUAUGAGACUGUUAAGGAAACACAAGUCAUGACGAGAAAUACAUUUGAAGGACGAUCUCAAAUAAAAUCCAAGCUUAGUCAUAAAAGGGUUCUAUUGAUUCUGGAUGAUGUUGAUGAUAUAGAACAAUUGGAAGCACUUGCCGGAGGAUGUGAUUGGUUUGGUUCCGGUAGCAGGAUCAUUAUAACAACAAGAGAUGAAAAUGUGCUAGAUAAGCACCAGGUUGCAAUUAAGAAAUAUAAAAUACAGGAGUUAAACUUCGGUGACUCACUUGAACUCAUGUGUUUGUAUGCCUUUGAUAUGAGCAAACCUGCAGAGGACUAUGAAGAUAUUUCUAAUGAUGUGGUAAGUUAUGCACGGGGUUUCCCACGAGCUUUAAAAGUCCUAGGGUCUCAUUUGAAGGGUCUAAGCGUAAAGGAAUGGAAGAUGGAGUUGAAGAAAUUUAGAAAGGUUCCAAAUGCUUUUUCUUUUUUGGCAGAUUCUUUCUGAAAAGGAAUCAUGGUGUUGGGACACAUGACUACCCCAUUCAUUUUCUACGUUCUCAUCCCCACACCCCCUUGUCCCGACAAGUUUAUUUUAUGAAAUUUUAGGUCUUACACUUCUAAGUGAAGGGAUACAUGACUGAACCGAUUACGUCCAGAACAAGUGGUAUUCUAUGAUUGUAUAAGUAUGAGAUUAUUCAGUUGAUGAAGGCUUAUAAGAGUUGACAACUAUUACUCAUAACAACAA
Molecule: messenger RNA, 1638 nt
Organism: Lotus japonicus
Lineage: Eukaryota; Viridiplantae; Streptophyta; Magnoliopsida; Fabales; Fabaceae
Product: disease resistance protein RPV1-like
Exons: 2
Coding region: 118-1398 (426 amino acids)
Biological process (GO): defense response; signal transduction
Molecular function (GO): ADP binding
Source: RefSeq, a predicted model, not a curated record